This is a messenger RNA of Nicotiana attenuata, 1384 nucleotides long. RefSeq names its product zinc finger protein CO3. Gene Ontology annotation, molecular function: protein binding. Gene Ontology annotation, biological process: regulation of flower development. Gene Ontology annotation, cellular component: nucleus. The transcript is spliced from 4 exons. The record is from RefSeq and is a predicted model, not a curated record. Lineage: Eukaryota; Viridiplantae; Streptophyta; Magnoliopsida; Solanales; Solanaceae. Bases 390 to 1043 code for a protein of 217 amino acids.
AUAUUAAAAAAAAAAAAUAAGUGGCCACGAGUUACUUCCCAUAUGUUUCCCUUUCUGAUUCUUCAUUUUCCUUUUAUGGCGGCCAAGUUGUCGUUAAGGCCUCACUUUUCACCCCACUUAAAGAGUUGAAAUAUUGAAAAAGUUGGAAAAGAAGGAAAAAGAGAAAAGCAAAAGUUAAGUUUUACCUUUGUUAUUUAGAGGAUAGGGAGUUCUGUUUGGUUUUUGUGCUGAUUCUUUGAAGAGGGAGGAUAACAUUGCGGAAACUUUCAUUUGGGAGCUUAAAGGUUAAAGUUAGUAACUUUCAGAAGGGAUCCAACAUAUCGGAAUAUGACCUCGGGGGAGAAGGGGAUCUCUUUAAAGCUCCACAACCAAUUAUUGAAGAACCAUUGAUGGGCCUUGAUCCUAUGACUGCUGCUAUUUCAAUGAUUUCUUGUGCAGAAGAUGCCAUCUCGCCGCAAGGACUCAAAGUUUCGGAUCUAGAAACUUCGUUUGAGAAUGAAGAACUCCUGAGUGAAGUUUUCUAUGAAUGCAAAAAAGACCUAUUUGACAAAGAUGCAAUUGAUAUACCGUUCUCUGAAGUCUUGGACAUGAAACUUCCUAUUGUGAAGGCCGACGAAAACCUGACUGCAGAUGAGAACUUGGUUUCUCAAGUAUCUUUCCAGAAAAGUAUUAGUUCAGGGUCUUUAACCUCCAUGGAGUGGAUACACGGGGCUUCAAUGAGGCCCAAUUUUAUAGAUUUUGGUGGAAUGGACUUUGGAGCUGUUUAUGGUAUGCGAAGAGCAUACAGUGAAGGAGACAUAAAGACUCUGGGUAAUGGCAACAUAAAUCUGAUCCAUUCUCCACUGGGUCAACCACAAAUUGGCGGAUGUUCCAGUUCUGAAAUUCGCAAGGAAAAGCUCUCCAGAUAUCGGAGCAAGAAGAAUAAAAGGAAUUUUGGCAGAAAAAUCAAGUAUGCUUGCAGGAAGGCAUUGGCUGAUAGUCAACCAAGGAUCCGUGGAAGGUUUGCCAAGACCGAAGAAAGCGACACAUCAAAGAAGCAUUAACAGUUUUAACUGUCUAUGAGUUGGAAGAAUUAUAGUAAGGUAGUAAUGGAAAGUAUUCACUGGUUAUAUUAGCCUGAUGAUGAUAUAAAUAGCAAAAAGAAGCUAGCUUUAGAAUAGGAUCUACUCAAAUAAGCUGGGGAUCCAUCCAUCCAACAACUUGCUAGUUUGUUAAAAUCUUUGGGGUAGCGGUAAUAAUCUUUGUAGAUUAGACAAACCAACUAGUGUUGUAUAUAGUGUUUGUUAAAUAAAACUCUGUAACUUGCUAUUAAUGCUGGAUAACGUAUUUCUGAGAUCUCUAUGUUCAACGGUUCAGACGGCUGCACCCCAUAUUCUAUCAUCCA